Phaedon cochleariae (mustard beetle) is the source of this 441-nucleotide messenger RNA. Lineage: Eukaryota; Metazoa; Arthropoda; Insecta; Coleoptera; Chrysomelidae. The record is from the annotation of a GenBank genome assembly.
ACGAAAGUUGGAGCAUGGAAGGCUUUUUCUGGGACAAACUGCGAGCCUCUGGGACGCCUCGGACAGUCGCCACUUGAGGAGGACGUCCUUAGCAAUGUCGAGAAAUUUGUCGUCAAACUGUAUAAGGUUGAUUCCAGCAUCACAUGCUCAAACGAUGCCCGAAGUUAUUCAUUUGGAGCUGUAAGAAAGCCAGAAUUUCUCCCACCGACAACUGAUGCACUUCGUCUCUAUAUUAAGAGAUGCAACUACCAGGUGUGUGUUUGGGAGAAUGCGCAUAUCCCCAAACCGUCACUACCUAGGCUGCAGGACUGUGGCUGGAUUGUGCAGAGAGAACAAGUUGUUCCUCGUUUAAUAACACUGGAUCCCAUUCCUGAGACGUGCCCAGAAAUAGUUGUCUGUCAUUGCAAAGGACAUUGUAAUACAAAAAAUUGCAGUUGUAGA